This is a messenger RNA of Leptonychotes weddellii (Weddell seal), 2319 nucleotides long. It is a transcript of the gene SMIM17, whose product is annotated as small integral membrane protein 17. NCBI's taxonomy places the organism in Eukaryota, Metazoa, Chordata, Mammalia, Carnivora, Phocidae. The record is from RefSeq and is a predicted model, not a curated record.
CCAGGUUCUGAAUCCUGUGCCCAGGGAACCCAACGCGAGCAGGAGAAGGACGAGCGGCUUGCCUUGGAAACUCUCCAUCCCAGGAAGAUGCAGAGCCUCAGGCCGGAGCAGAUUCGGGGGCUGCUGGAGCCCGAGAGGGCCAAGACGCUGCUUCCCCGGGAGAGCAGGGCCUGGGAGAAGCGUGCCGCCCUCGCCAAAGACUGGGUGGCUGUGGAGGUUGGGGCCACCAGUUGUGACGGUGACGAGAAAGGUCUGUCUUCUCAAGAGCCUGGGCUGGCCCAGGAGUGGAACGCGGUGGAGGGAGAUGACGAGUCAGAAGACUCUCAGGAUUUUUUUUUCAUGUCGCCACUGCCUGGCUUUCCAGAUAACUCCCUAUGUCAUAUCCAUUCCCCAAACUUUCCUGAUAUUUUAAGACCUGUUGCACUCUACUCAUCACUAUUUUGGAGAAGAAUUGUCACCAUUAACCGUUUUGUCUUCCCAUCCUUCAUCAUGGGCUUUGUGGAGUGGUCGAAAGCUCCACAACAAACGACCAUAGUCUUGGUAGUGUGUGUCCUGUUUUUGUUCCUGGUUUUAACAGGGAUGCCUAUGAUGUUCCACAUUUAACUACAGUGAUGACGACUGUUCUGAAAUAGAUGCACUGUUUCUUGUUAAGGAAAUGUCUUGGUUAAAAAUCAGGAAUAGGUUAUUAGCAAAUGCCUUUUAAACAUCUAUCAAGAAAAAAUUUUUUUUUGUAUUUAACCUUUUGGGGUGAGGUUUUGCAUUAUGGUAUUUCGUUGAACUUAAGACAUUGUUGAUUGUAAAACACAUAUUAUUUUAUAUACGACUGAGAAAGGAAAAUAUGCUGCUUCAUCGUAAGAUGCCACCAACCGGAAGAUGCAUCCCUGCUUCAGAGAGGACGAAAAAAUGUGCAACUUGGGAUUGACGAAAUCUGGUAGACUUCUUAAUAUCACAUCAUCUUUGUAGUCUUAGGAUCAUGGUGCACCAGUCUUUCCAGACCCUGAAUUGUACUUCAUGAUAUUUUAUGUAUGACUCUCGCCUCUCUCUUCAUACGUAAGAUUGGUGCUAUAUUUGUCACAUUUUGGUAACAUGGCCAGACUUGCAUCAUAGAAGGACAUCACUUUUAUUGUUGUCUAAACCUUAGAAUAGUUUCUGUAGCUUAAGAAGUAUCACUUCCUUGACAUUUUGAAAGAAUUUACCAGUAAUCAGGGCCUGGAGCUCUGGGGAGAAAGUUUCAGCUAAAUUCUUGGGGGGCUUUCUCAGUUUCUUCCCAUGUUAUCGGUUUAUGAAUACUUUUUACUUCAUUAAUUUUGGUGAUUUAUAGCGUUUUUGUUUUUUUUUAAUGCCCUAGGAAAUUCUUCAUUCCAUUGAACUUUUCAGAUUAUUGGCUGAAUUAUGAAUACUAUUCUAUAAUUAAAUGAAAAACUUUAUUUUGUUCUAACCCCUUUCUUCCUUUCAACUUCUGUUUUUGGUUGACCCACUAUUAGAUUUAUCAAAGUUUUACCUCAUCUACAAUUACUUUUCCAAGAACUAGCAUUGGGAUUUAUUUAUAUCCGUAUUUCUCUAGUUUGUCAUUUGUUUUCCAUUAAUACGUAUGGGGUUUAUUUAUUUUUUUUAUUAUUUCUAUCUCUUGUCUGUUUUUACAUUGAAUAAUUAAUUCAUUUAUAAUCUCUUCUUACAAAAUUAUUUGCUAAACUAGUGUACUUAAUAAUAAAUGUACUUCUCUGAUUGUAGCCUUGGCCACAUCUUAAAGUUUGGUAAUUUGUGUUCUUGUUUAUGUUGUUGCCUAAAUGUUAUAUUGUAGUGUUUCUACAAUAUAAAGAGUACUUUAAACUCAGUGAUCAGGUUUAUUUAAAAAUAGUUUUGUUUUAAUGAUUUACUGCACUGUGAAAAUGUGGCCUCUAAUAUAUCUGCUUUCAACACCCUUUUAAAAGCUUUUAUUGUGGCCUACAACACGUCCAAUGUUUGUACAUGUUUUAUGGACAUUUAAGGUGAAUAUGUAUUUCCAGUCUGUAGGAUUCAAAACUCUACGUGUCUGUUAAUUAACUCAGUCUUAUCAGUUAUAUUGCUUAGAUUCAUGUGUUAUUUAAUUCUGGCUCACCUUAUCUGUCAAAAACCAGUAAGGUUAUGUGAAAAUCUGUUCGUAUGACUGUGUUUGUCAAUAUAUUUUUGUAACCUUUGCUUUAUGUAUUCAGCCACUGUGUCAUCUGCUGCACAUAGUUACAGCACUGUUAUGUCUUUGCCAAUUAAAGAAUACAUGCAAGACACUAAGCACAAUACCAGCAGACGGUAGCCACGCAAUAAAUGUUAGUUAAAACCUGA